Molecule: messenger RNA, 831 nt
Organism: Aspergillus oryzae RIB40
Lineage: Eukaryota; Fungi; Ascomycota; Eurotiomycetes; Eurotiales; Aspergillaceae
Exons: 1
Coding region: 1-831 (276 amino acids)
Source: RefSeq, a predicted model, not a curated record
AUGUCUGUCAGUUCAAAGACCAGUCACUAUGAUCCCUUUCGCGGCGAGUCCAGUCGCGAGAUUGCUCUGGAAUGUGUCGUGGCGACGUUCAUCGCCAUCGCAUGGUGUAAUUCUAUCGAACUUGUCGUCCUGUGUUUCACAACCUUUAAACGAUAUGCGGGAUGCUAUUUUUGGAGCCUGAUCAUAGCCUCUGUCAGCAUCAUUCCCUUUGCACUGGGCUAUGCGCUGCUCAUUUUUAAAAUCUUCCCCAGUUAUUUCUCGGUCGCACUCGAGGUUGUAGGCUGGUGGGGCAUGGUCACCGGCCAAUCCAUGGUCCUCUGGUCUCGCCUGCAUCUCGUCGUCCACAGUCGCAAGAUACUGAGAUGGACACUGAUCAUGAUCAUCGUGGACGCCAUUCUGUUUCAUGUCCCGGCAUCGGUCCUUGAGUUCGGCGCUCAUUCCAACCACCAAGACCAGUUCAAUCCGGCCUUUGAUAUCUUCGAACGGAUUCAACUAGUGGCCUUCUCGGUGCAAGAGAUCGUCCUAUCGGUCAUUUAUGCGUGGGCCGCAGUCGAAAUGCUGAAACUUCUGCCCCGGGGCCAUUAUAAAGGCAUCCUGAUCCAUCUCCUGGUUAUCAAUUUCGUUAUGAUUAGUAUGGACGCGGUGGUAGUGGGCAUGCAAUAUGCCGGCUUCUUUCGCCUCCACGUAUCCCUGAAAGCGAUGUUUUACAGUGUGAAGCUGAAGAUGGAGUAUGCCAUCCUGGGAAAUUUGGUUCAUGUCGCCGCCGUUCCGGUGCAUCCUUUAUCAAGCUACACUCCGACCGACAGAGCCAGUUCUGUGUCGCACAUAUGA